AUGGUGCUGCUGCUACUUGUGGCCAUCCCGCUGCUCGUGCACAGCUCCCGCGGGCCCGCGCACUACGAGAUGCUGGGCCGCUGUCGCAUGGUCUGCGACCCGCACGGGCCCCGCGGCCCAGAUCCCGACGGGUCCCCUGCUUCGGUGCCUCCCUUUCCCCCAUCAGCCAAAGGCGAGCCUGGCCGGAGGGGCAAAGCUGGGCUGCGAGGACCUCCGGGGCCACAGGGACCGAGGGGUCCCCCGGGAGAGCCAGGCAGACAAGGCCCCCCAGGUCCCCCAGGCCCAGGCCCUGGAGGAGCCGUGCCUGCCCCCUACUCUCCCCGGAUCGCCUUCUACGCUGGGCUGCGUCGGCCUCAUGAGGGCUAUGAGGUGCUGCGCUUCGACGAUGUGGUGACCAACGUAGGCAACGCUUACGAGGCGGCCAGUGGCAAGUUCACCUGUCCCAUGCCGGGUGUGUACUUCUUUGCCUACCACGUGCUGAUGCGCGGCGGCGACGGCACCAGCAUGUGGGCAGAUCUGAUGAAGAACGGGCAGGUCCGAGCCAGUGCCAUCGCCCAGGAUGCAGACCAGAACUACGACUAUGCCAGCAACAGCGUCAUCCUGCAUCUGGACGUGGGGGACGAGGUGUUCAUUAAGCUGGAUGGCGGCAAGGUCCACGGGGGGAACACCAACAAGUACAGCACCUUCUCUGGCUUCAUCAUCUACCCGGACUGA
This is a messenger RNA of Gracilinanus agilis (Agile Gracile Mouse Opossum), 714 nucleotides long. RefSeq names its product complement C1q like 4 (gene C1QL4). Lineage: Eukaryota; Metazoa; Chordata; Mammalia; Didelphimorphia; Didelphidae. The coding region runs from base 1 to 714 and encodes 237 amino acids. Gene Ontology annotation, molecular function: protein binding. The record is from RefSeq and is a predicted model, not a curated record. The transcript has 2 exons.